Messenger RNA from Amoebophrya sp. A25, 562 nucleotides. The record is from the annotation of a GenBank genome assembly. NCBI's taxonomy places the organism in Eukaryota, Dinophyceae, Syndiniales, Amoebophryaceae.
AUGCCGGUUCUGAAGCUUCGGAGAAGUCGCGUCAUUCCAAAGGCUGGCGCGGCCGCGCAGACCGUCGUCAAGAUAGUAUCCGGUGGCGCCAUGCUUAACGUGAAUUCUGGACAAGAGCGCAUCCAGAGGAGGCAUCUAGCACAGGAACCAAUGUUGGAGGAGAAACGAAAGGACAAAAAGAACUCAAGAACUACACGGAAUGAAAAAGUCGUCGUGCUGGAAAGAAAAGCGCACGAGCAGGGGCAGGGCAACAUGUCUGUCGAGGCAGCGAAAAUAACAACAAAUAUCUCAAAUAACAUUCAGAUAGGAGAAGGAACAAGAGAAAGAAGUGUGACUUUGGAGACAUCGAUACCACAGAAAAUAGAGGGUCUUCAUGCUGGCACUGAUGAUGAAGACGACCGACAGCAUGUCAUUGUCGAACUUGAGAAUAUGAAUGAAGCAAGCACAAGUGAUACAGGAACUACAAUUAGAGACGCAGGAAAGCGGGAUGAGAAGGGAGACAUACCGCUCAAUGCAGAUGUCGUGAAGAGGAUGCUCUCUUCUGGUGAAACCGGAGCUUCUU